ACCGAACAAGUAAAUCGGCUACAAUGUCAAGCUUAGAUCAAGAUUGGAAUUAAGUUCAGUCUCAUUAGGGUCCUCAUUCAUCAGAUUUUAGGGUCUAUUCAUAAAUCCAGAGAGACAAUUAUGCAAUUUUUAUAUUUCUUGAGAAAAAGAAAGCAUUGACAUUGCUAAAACAAUAUAUAGGACAUCAAACAGAAUAGGAGGCUCUCUCUUGCAGCAUCGGAGACGUCUUCAGAGAGAAUUAAUUCCUGCAAACUACUUUCAAAAGCAAUCCCAGCAAGUUAUGGGCCACUUUAUUCGCUAAUCUACAAACAAAAGAAUUCAAAAUAUCCUUAGUGCAAAAACCUCAAGGAUUUCUACCCACCACAUUACUGUUAAUGGUACCACCUCCAAACUACUUGAAGGCCUUGGAUAAUUGCUCUAGCUUUUGGUAGUUUCAGGACUGCUUUGGGCAUGGGGUCUUUAUCGGGGUAAUCCGUCUUCGUAAAGGCUUUAACUGACGGGAAAUUCUUGCACAAUAAGGGCAUUAAGGGCAAUACUGGAUCUUUUCUCCUUCUCUUUUUGUGCUUUGGUAAACGACACGGUAUGCCAGUCAACCCUUUUUCGUUUUUCCAGACAAUAUACAGAACCAGAAGUAGCAGAGAAACUUCAUGGCAACGGGAGGACCCAGAAUGAAACACAUUUGAAUCAUACGGUUUCUUGCUCACAACUAAGAGCUCAAAGUUUUGUACAUUUUCCUUUUGGUUUUUCUUUUAUUCUCUGUUUCUGCUGCUUAAGCUCUUAGUUGCGAUUUGUUCCAGAACAGAAAGCACUAUUUCACAGAGGUUCUUGAAUCCAGUGCCAGGUCAGUGUAUGAGUAAAGAGUCAGCAGACAUGCUUACCCCUGUUGUUACCAGUUUGAUCUUCAUUAACAACAGGAGAUUAGCUGAAAUGUUCCCUGAAAGCUUGCGAAAUCUUUGGAAUGAAUGGGAGCUUCGUGUCGCCGUUGUUGUCAGCCUUACUGUGCAGAUGAUCCUAAUUGUACUGGGAAGUCGAAGAAAGUAUAUAGCCAGAGAUUGGCUAGCAGUCAUCCUUUGGCUUGUCUACUUAUCAGCGGAUUGGAUAGUAAAUCUUUCUGUUGGUGUUCUCUCUAACAUGGAAUCAACUGAUAAGAAAGGUUUGAUGGACCCAGAGUAUGUGAUAAUGGCAAUUUGGGCACCGUUGGUUCUUUUACAUCUUGGUGGUCCAGACACAAUUACAGCCUAUUCAUUUGAAGACAAUGAAUUAUGGAUGAGGCAACUGCUUGGGCUAGUUGUCAAGUUCGGGGGAGCAUUUUAUGUCCUUAUUAAAUCAUGGAUGGGAAGUCCAAUUAACUUAAUAGCAGUUCCCAUAUUUAUAGUUGCAAUAAUUAAGUGUGGUGAGAGAACUUGGGCUCUACGAUCUGCAAGCAGCGAGCAAUUUAGGAAGUCCAUGCUCCCUUGUCCUGAUCCAGGACACAGCUAUGCUAAAUUCAUGGAUGAUUACACUUCAAUAAUAGCUGAGGGGUACAAUGUGUCACUGGAGCCAGUGAUUGUAGAAGCUCCCAUUGUGCUGGGUCAUCAUAGUAAAGCUGAUGCAAACAGUUUUCAUCCUGAUGCUGUCAUCUUGCAUGAUGCUGCAUAUCUCUUCAGCACUUUUAAACGGUUAUUUGCAGAUCUCAUCCUCAGCUUCCAGGAUCUUGAGAGCAGCAGGUUAUUCUUCCAAGAUGAGCAAACAGCUUGGGAGAAAGCUUUCAAAGUUAUUGAGAUUGAGCUUGGGUUUAUGUAUGAUUUGCUAUAUACCAAGGCAAUUGUGACGCAUACUUAUCUGGGCAGCUUUCUUCGUAUUAUCAGUUUUUCUUCAACCAUCUUGGCUGUCAGUUUCUUUGCAUUAAUUGAUAAGCAUUCUUUCUCAGGAACUGACAAGUGCAUAACCUUUGUGUUGCUGUUUGCUGCUAUUGCUUUACAAACAUAUGAGAUAGUUAUACUACUUUCCUCAGAUAGGACAGUACUUUGGUUGAGCAGACACAAAAAUCUGUUGGGGGGCUGUACCUACAAGAUCAUCUCCCGUAUCCUAUUAUGGUUACAGUCCUGUCAUAUGAUUCCUGCUAGGAACAAGAGAUGGUCUAAUUCCAUGGCAGAAUACAAUCUAAUAAGUUUUUGCCUCAAAGACAGGCCAAUCAAGUUCAGUGGAUUUUUCAAGUGCUUAUGCAUUCAUGAUAUGGUAGAGAAGCAUCAAUAUAAAGUUUUAGACAGAGUCUCCCCUGAGUUGAAAAGGAUGGUCUUUGAACAACUUGUGGAGAAAUCUAAAAAUCCACUGGACAUGAACAUUUCUAAGCAAUUAUGCGCUCGAAGGGGUGAUCAUGUACUCAGAGAAACAGGAUGUUUCGACAAGAUCGGCUGGAGCAUUGAAACAGAAUUUGAUCAGAGCAUUCUUCUAUGGCAUAUCGCCACAGACCUCUGCUUUUACACUGAUCUUAACAAGAAAUCAAUUAUUAUUAAGAACUCAAUCUGUAAAGAAAGUAAAUCAUUAGCAGAUUACAUGCUGUAUCUUCUGAUCAUGUGUCCUGUCAUGCUUCCUAAUGGAAUUGGACAAAUUAGAUUCCAAGACACCUGCGCUGAAGCAGAACAAUUCUUUCAAGAAAAGAAGUAUGUAUCAGAUAGAAACCAAGCUUGUGCUGCAUUGCUUCAAGUGAAUACUGAUAUUCUCCCAUCCCAAGUGAAAGGAGAUAGAAGCAAGUCAGUGUUAUUCGAUGCAUGUAGACUUUCCAAGUCCAUAGAGUCCUUGGAGACAGUAGAACAAUGGACAAGUGAGAAGAAAUGGGAGAUGAUAAAUCAUGUGUGGAUAGAGAUGCUUUCUUAUGCUGCAAAUCAAUGUAGAUGGAACAACCACGCCAAGCAACUCACAGGAGGAGGGGAGUUGCUCACUCAUGUCUGGCUGUUGAUGGCUCAUUUGGGCAUUACUGAACAAUUUCAGAUCUCUAAAGGUAAUGCUAGGGUGAAGUUGGUUCCGAGCUGACAAGCCUGCAAAAAGAGAGAAUACCAUAGAUAAGUUAUGUAGUUGAAAUUCAAUACUAGCAAUUUAUAACAAGUGCUAUUUAGAACUUCCUUUUAUUGUUACUUUAUAUACUUUGCAUAUCAGAAGCAUUCACAAGUUUGCUCAAUCAUUUUAUCUGAGAAUUACAGAAUUAAUCGUUGCUCAAGAAAAGGAUAUUAAUACAAUUGCUCAGGGAGUAUGAUGGGACAAGUAAUUGAUUGACUUCCAAAUGUUGGUUGUAACUUCUGUAUAUCAGGUCGCAAUGCUCAUGGAAUAAGGAGAGCAAUCCAACCGAUGAAGGCUGUGACACAUUUUGCAGUGACAUUAGCAUAACAUUUUGUUGUUAUUUUGUGAUGUAAUUUACUGAUAUUAUGGCUUGUAUUAUGUUAAGAAAAUUCUGGAAUAUGAAAAAGAAUGAAGGAGCAUGUAUUUAGCAGAAAUUUAGGGACGUUUGGUAUGAAUUAGUUGAGAUACAUGUUCCACUACUAUUGAUAAGUUAUUAUCAAGCUGUUCUAACUUUUAUCUAUAAAAGCAUAACGAAAUGCAGCAAACUAUAUUACAUUCA
Messenger RNA from Ricinus communis (castor bean), 3595 nucleotides. RefSeq lists its product as uncharacterized. Lineage: Eukaryota; Viridiplantae; Streptophyta; Magnoliopsida; Malpighiales; Euphorbiaceae. Bases 850 to 3012 code for a protein of 720 amino acids. The transcript is spliced from 3 exons. The record is from RefSeq and is a predicted model, not a curated record.